AGAUCCAUGUCGGUUUGUUACUAUAGUUCUGAAGAAAACCAUAGUAACGGAAUCUCUCGGACUCAGUCUGAUGGGCAGUCGAAACCCGGAAGCCUGGCGUCGCGCAACGGGAAAAUUCUUCAGGGUGACAGGAUCCUUGAAAUAAACGGACAAGACGUGCGGAAAAAGAGCCAGGCGGACGUUUCAAAGCUGCUGCGCGACCUGGAGGGAGAAGUCGUCAUUGUUUUCGGGCGAGUUCCGAACAAGGCCAUGUCAAUUCAAGAAUGGUCUCGCCAAAAGGCAGCUGCGUUGAACUCGGACGUGAGUCCGGAUCGAACCACAGCCGUGAGGUCCCGGGCUUUCACAUGGUCCUACGCUUCUCCGGCAACAUCGACCCCUUCAAUGCGCUCAAGUUCCGACAAACAAAACAAGUCAGCCGUUGACGACCUCGCCGACGAAGACCACGAGACCCGAAUGUUGAUCGAAUUCCCGAUGCGACCCCGGAUAAACACGAACGUGCUCCACGCCAGCAAGACGCCUUCGGAAAGGCGCCCACUGUUCAAACUCAUUCGCAUGAGCUUCAAAAGGUCCGCCGCACACGAGAAUAACCCCGAGCUGCUGCGGGGGAACCCGGAUGGUUCCCCGCCGCCCGGCAUCCUGAAACCCGGGGAACCAUCAUCAUCGUCAACGUUCGCACUCAGCAGCGGCACAGCACCGAAGCACGUCACUGCUGCUGCUGCUGACUGCUGCGGGGGAACCCGGAUGGUUCCCCGCCGCCCGGCAUCCUGA
Molecule: messenger RNA, 768 nt
Organism: Notodromas monacha
Lineage: Eukaryota; Metazoa; Arthropoda; Ostracoda; Podocopida; Cyprididae
Source: the annotation of a GenBank genome assembly